This is a messenger RNA of Scomber scombrus (Atlantic mackerel), 1462 nucleotides long. RefSeq lists its product as uncharacterized. NCBI's taxonomy places the organism in Eukaryota, Metazoa, Chordata, Actinopteri, Scombriformes, Scombridae. The coding region runs from base 1 to 915 and encodes 304 amino acids. The transcript is spliced from 2 exons. The record is from RefSeq and is a predicted model, not a curated record.
AUGACACAGUGUCAGGUAACAGGAAGUGACGGAAUACGCUUACCGGAAACUACGUCACAUGAUUUUCAUUGUUAUGCAGAUGAUACUCAAUUAUAUCUAUCAAUAAAGCCUAAUGAAAUCAACCAGUUAACUAAACUACAAACAUGUAUUAAAGACAUAAAGACCUGGAUGACCUGUAACUUCCUGCUGUUAAACUCAGAAAAAACUGAAGUUAUUGUGCUUGGCCCUAAACACCUUAGAAACACAUUAUCCAAUGAUAUAACUACUCUGGAUGGCAUUACUUUGGCCUCCAGUACUACUGUAAGGAACCUAGGAGUUAUAUUUGACCAGGAUCUGUCCUUUAAUUCCCACAUAAAACAAAUUUCAAGGUCUGCCUAUUUUCAUCUGCGUAACAUUUCAAAAAUCAGACAUAUUCUGUCUCAAAAUGAUGCUGAAAAACUAAUCCAUGCAUUUGUUACUUCUAGGCUGGAUUAUUGUAAUUCAUUAUUAUCAGGCUGCCCUAACAAGUCUCUAAAGACUCUCCAACUGGUCCAGAAUGCAGCUGCACGCGUUCUGACAAAAACUAGAAAGAGAGAUCACAUUACUCCUAUUUUAGCUUCACUGCAUUGGCUUCCCAUAAAAUCAAGAAUAGAAUUUAAAAUCCUUUUCCUCACUUUUAAAGCUCUUACUGGUCAGGCUCCAUCAUACCUUAAAGAGCUCAUAGUACCUUAUGUACCUACCAGAACACUGCGCUCCCAGAACGCAGGCCUACUUGUGGUACCUAGUAUCUCUAAAAGUAGAAUGGGAGGCAGAGCCUUCAGUUAUCAGGCUCCUCUCCUGUGGAACCAUCUCCCAGAUUCGGUCCGGAGGGCAGACACCCUCUCUACUUUUAAGAGUAGGCUUAAAACUUUCCUUUUUGAUAGAGCUUAUAGUUAGCAAGCUCCUAGUUUAUGCUGCUAUAGGCUUAGACUGCCGGGGGACUCCUACCUCCACGAUGCACUGAGCUCCUCUUUCCUCCUCUCUCUCUCUCUAUAUCCAUCCAUCUAUAUCCAAUAACAUUCAUGUACUAUUAAUGCAUUCAGUAACCUACACUUCUUCCCCGGAGUUGUCUGUGCUUUCUCAUCUCACAGGCAAUCUGGGCCUGUAGACGUCCGGAUGACAGAUUCCAGUCCCGGACCUUCUAGCUUCAAUGUUUAUUUUCUAUGUGCUUCUCUCUCUCUCCUAUUCUUCCUCUCUCUCCCCUCUACCCCAACCGGUCGAGGCAGAUGGCCGCCCACUUUGAGCCUGGUUCUGCCUGAGGUUUCUUCCUGUUAAAAGGGAGUUUUUUCUUGCCAUUGUCGCUAAAUGCUUGCUCAUGUGGGAAUGUUGGGUCUCUUUAUAAAUUAAAACUUGAAGAGUACGGUUUAGAACCUGCUCUAUGUGUAAAGUGCCUUGAGAUAACUUUGUUGUGAUUUGGCGCUAUACAAAUAAAGAUUGAUUGAUU